Nerophis ophidion (straightnose pipefish) is the source of this 3453-nucleotide messenger RNA. RefSeq names its product zinc finger and BTB domain containing 44 (gene zbtb44). Gene Ontology annotation, biological process: positive regulation of gene expression; regulation of transcription by RNA polymerase II. Gene Ontology annotation, molecular function: DNA-binding transcription factor activity, RNA polymerase II-specific; protein binding; RNA polymerase II cis-regulatory region sequence-specific DNA binding. The transcript has 8 exons. Lineage: Eukaryota; Metazoa; Chordata; Actinopteri; Syngnathiformes; Syngnathidae. The record is from RefSeq and is a predicted model, not a curated record. Bases 540 to 2543 code for a protein of 667 amino acids.
AAAGGGAAUUCCACGGCAUGGCAUAGUGGUGGUUGUUGUGUUGUUGGACACUUCCUGCUUCUUCGUCUAGUAAAGUGACAGAUCCGCAGCGCACUGCAUUGUGGGGAAACAAAUAAGAGCGCCGAAAGGCUACCUGACAGCACAAAGAAAACGCAACAGCCAAAGUGACUUUUAAUAUGAUAAAGUGAUGAGAUGUAAGUGCGUGGCCAUCCUUGUCAGAGCUCCGAGUGUGCCUGGCUAAGUAUGCUCGCCAGGACACGACGCUGCCUCGCCGAAUAGCUUUGGCUCAGCGCAACUGUUUGCAGGCCCAGCAACUGGUAGCGACCUCGGUCUAAGAAGCUGCCGUCGACUCCCCUGAGACACUGCACGUCAACACACCUGUGGACGUACACCUCCGACUAUCAGAUUUGGCCCACCUUCACCGGAGCCCAGUCUGAAAUCAACUUUUUUUUUUACUCAUCUUCCCCCAGCCUCUCCCUUUUUCCAAUGUUACAGAACGCAGGCACAACUUAGCCACAUGGUCAGAGCCUGACUCUAUCAUGGGAGUCAAAACCUUCACCCAUAACUCGACCUCCCACAGCCAGGAGAUGCUUGAGAAGCUCAACGCUUUGCGCAACCAAGGUCACUUGUGUGAUGUUACCAUCAGGGUACAAGACAAACAUUUCCUGGCUCAUAAAGUGGUCUUGGCUUGCUGCAGUGAAUUUUUCCGUUCGAAACUAGUUGGUCGGCCAGAGGAUGAGGACAAGUUUGUGUUGGACCUUCACCAUGUGACAGUGAGUGGCUUUGCUCCUCUGCUGGAAUAUGCCUACACGUCCACGCUCUCCAUUAGCACCGAGAAUAUUAUUGAUGUCCUUGCAGCUGCAAGUUAUAUGCAAAUGUUCGCUGUGGCAAGUACAUGUUCAGAGUUCAUGAAGUCCAGUAUUCUGUGGAACCCAAGUAACAAUAGUAAUGACACAAUGGCAGCAGACAAACCCUGUGAAUCAGCACCAGAGAGUGCUUCAUCAAACUGUGUCCUUACGCCGCUUGACGGCAGCGUGUCACCUGUGUCGUCUGACUGUAGCAUAAUGGAGAGAAAUGUUCCUGUUUGCCGCGAAUCACGCCGGAAACGGAAAAGCUUUGUAACCAUGGCGUCGCCUGAGAGUCCUCUCAAAUGCGCCACACAGAUGAUCACGACCUCCCCCCAGGUCCCGAAUCCUUCCCCGUCCUUCUCAGACAACACAGCCCAGCCUGUGGAGUCCUCCCUGGCCUUCCCAUGGACGUUCCCAUUUGGUAUUGACAGGAGAUUCCACUCAGACAAAUCAAAGCUCCAAGAAAGCCCACGUUGCCAAGAGCAGACAGCCGCAGUUACUUCUGAAGUGGUGGUUGGUCGUCGACUCAGUGACUUUCUAACGUGUGAAAGUUCCAAGGCGGUGUCGCCACCUGUGCAAGCAGAGGAAGAUGACGUGAGGGUAAAAGUGGAGCGCCUAAGUGACGAGGAGGUCCAAGAUGCAUCCUCACACCCUGUCAACGCCCCACAAAGCUCGCUGAAUGAUCAACAGACGGUGCCAGGAAGUGACCAGGUUCAGGAAGACCUCCUCAUCAGCCCACAGUCAUCCUCCAUAGGAUCCCUGGAUGAAGGAGUGUCGGAGGGCUUGCCAUCUCUGCAGGGUACAUCUAAUGCUGGAGGACAUGCAGAGGAUGAUGAAAGGCUAGAAGGCAUUCAGUAUCCAUAUCACCUUUAUAUCAGCCCAUCAGCCCGGCCUGGCACUAAUGGCCCUGACAGGCCCUUCCAGUGUCCAACCUGUGGAGUUCGAUUCACACGCAUUCAAAACCUGAAGCAGCACAUGCUUAUACACUCCGGCAUUAAGCCUUUCCAGUGUGACCGCUGUGGAAAAAAGUUCACACGAGCCUACUCCCUAAAGAUGCAUCGGCUGAAGCACGAAGGUAAACGCUGUUUCCGGUGCCAGAUUUGUAGUGCCACAUUCACGUCCUUCGGUGAAUAUAAGCACCACAUGAGAGUCUCCCGACACAUAAUCCGCAAGCCACGGAUUUAUGAGUGCAAAACGUGCGGCGCCAUGUUCACCAACUCUGGCAAUUUAAUUGUACACCUGAGGAGUCUGAACCAUGAGGCAUCCGAACUAGCAAACUACUUCCAGAGCAGUGAUUUCCUCGUGCCCGACUACCUGAGCCAGGUGCAGGAGGAGGAGGAGGCUCUGGGAGUCCAGUAUGAUCUGGAAGAAUCCCAACAUCACCCUGUCUAUGCAGGUGGAAGCUCUACUGUCAUUGCCACCUCGUCCUCCUCCUCAGUCCAGCUACCUGUCAUAUCCCAGGUCUCCUCUUCUACCCAGAAUUGUGAGAGCUCAACUGGCCUCCUUUCACCUGAUUCCCUCGAUCCCCUUGAAAACCACUCCUUCAAGAUGGAUACCGGCCAUACUGUAGCCCUGGCAGAGGACACAAAGACUAACAACGGCGAAGAAGGGAGUUCACCAGAGGUGUUGGAACAACAGCACCAUCGGCGGCAUAACGCCGAGCCCGUUGAGUUGGCCUCUAUCACCAUCGAAUGAUUCAGUUUAUUUGAUGACACCAAAAAGAAAUGUAUUUGUACAUCAAUGACUGCAUCAAGACAAGUUGUCCCCAAACUUGAGUUGGCCUGGUGAGGUUUUCCACUUUUAACAAGGUAAAGCAUUACUUUGUAUUUUUUUCCUGAACAAGUUGAAAAAUUAUUUCAAUUUUUCCCAUUUGAUGUGAGUACUUUUCUGCUGGAGGUAUGUGAAAUUCAAGCCUUGUCCUUUUGGAAAGGGCUUGAGAGUAACUGGUAACUUGUGAUUGACGAGCACUUGAAUUAACCACCAAUAACAAAUCAAGUCCCAUCAAACUGGGUUUCAAAACACAAAAUGUCCUUUACGGUGAUAAUGCCAAUUUAUUGGUUACAGUGUUAUUCUUUCACGGCUGUCACUGUAGGCAUACAAAUCAAUGUCAUUGAUGUCUAUGUUGCAAGAUUCUGAUGUAGUUUGCUGUCUGAAUGCAGUUUAUGUUGGUUAAUGGAACAAUAUGUGUAUAAGUAUUUAUCCAAUACAACACUUACAGUACAUUUCGUUUAUAUUCACUGUUUUUGAGCAAAAUACUACUGUCAAAUGUCCAAAUUAUUAUGGUCACUGACAAGUAUUUAACUCUCAAUCAUACAGUUGUGGUCAGAAGUUGUGGAUUGCUUCAAAAAUUGUUUAGAAAAACUGAAACUUUUUGGCAUGAACAAGAAAACAGAUGCUGAACCAGCAAGCCCUCUCUUAGGUCAACGAUCAGUGACUUCUGACCUAAUCCCGAAUAAAUACCUCUCGGAUUUAAAGUGAAGUGAAUCAUAUUUAAAUAGCACUUUUCUCUAGUGCAGGGGUCGGCAACCUUUGCCACCCAAAGAGCCAUUUUGACCCGUUUCACAAAAUAAAGAAGACAAAGGGAGCCGCAACCAUUCUCGCGAAU